This is a messenger RNA of Lactuca sativa (garden lettuce), 1992 nucleotides long. RefSeq lists its product as uncharacterized. Lineage: Eukaryota; Viridiplantae; Streptophyta; Magnoliopsida; Asterales; Asteraceae. The record is from RefSeq and is a predicted model, not a curated record.
AUGGCUGUUCCGGUUAAUCGGAUGGGUGACGCGGGUCCUUCAUCGUCCUCUGGUGUCUUUGGUGUUCGCUGGAGGAAAUGUCGGCGUUUGGCUUCCCUGUCUGUUCUCCCGGAGUAUGUUGAUCAUGGUGACUGCGUCAAGGUUUGUGAGUUAUGUGCUGCGUUUUUCUGGUACGCUGAGGGAUCUCUUCAGUUAUCUACAGCCGCACAUCCGAGGUAUACCCAUUGUUGUCGGGCUGGAAGUAUAGUACUUCCUUACCCUUCUAGGUUUCAUGCCGAAUUUCUUACCCUGUAUCGAAGUCGGAAUUUUUUAAAAGAUAUUAGCGCUUAUAAUAGUAUGUUUUCCAUGACUUCCUUUGGGGCAAAUGUGGAUGAGGAUGUGAAUGAUGGCCAUGGUCCUUAUGUUUGUAAAAUAUCUGGUCAGAUUAGUCACAAGAUUAGGUCCCUCUGUCCGGAUCCUACAAAGGGUCCCAGGUUUCUACAACUUUACCUGUUUGAUACUGAGAACGAAGUACAAAAUAGAUUGAGGGUUUUCGAUGGUCCUGGAAAGGGGUGUUUGGAUUCUAAAAUUGUCAACUUUCUGGUUGAGUUUUUGGGAGCUAAUAACGAAUAUGUACGGACUUUCAAGACUGCAAAACGGAUAGCUGAAGAAACAAAUCUACAUUCGUAUGCGGUGCGGCUGUUUAACUACGUUAAUGACUGUCGGUAUGAUUUGCCGUCGCCUGGGUCUUUGGGUUGUAUAGUAAGUGGCGAUGACACAACAUCCACGACGUAUGACAUCGUUAUCCAAUCGCAAUCGGGUAGGCCACAACGUAUCAGCAAGCUGCAUCCAACCUACAUGCCUUUACAAUACCCGCUACUGUUUCCAUAUGGUGAGGAAGGUUGGUCACCACGUUUGAAGAUUAGUAAUGGGAAAGGGGCAACGGCUAAAAAUCUCACUGUAAAUAUGUAUUAUGCCUAUCAUAUACAUGCCCGUCAACAAAUCUGGUCACCUAUUAUAAACUCAUCUCGCCUAUUCAAACAGUAUUUGGUUGAUACAUAUACGUGUAUAGAAGAAAGCCGUUUGGAUUACAUUGUAAAGCAUCAGUCAAAUCUUUGGUCUGAUUAUGUUAGCGGCCUCUACGACGCACUUUCGAAGGGAGAUAGGGAGGCAAGUGUAGUUGGGAAACGUGUUUUCUUGCCCGCUUACUGGCGGUCCCCGGUUUAUUGGCCAGAGAUCACCCGUUACAUAGAUGCACAUCAGCAAACAGAUCUCCACAACAGAGCAGAUAUCAUUGCAAGGGUGUUCAACAUUAAGGUUCAUGACUUUAUUCGGUUUCUUAAAGAGGACAAGACGUUUGGCAAGGUUGAAGCAUAUUUGUAUACUAUCGAGUUCCAAAAGAGGUGUCUUCCUCAUUGCCAUACCUUACUCUGGGUAAAAAGUUCAGACCGAAUAAAAAAUGCAAGUGAUGUUGAUGCGUACAUUACAGCCGAGUUGUCGAAUCCAGUUAAAGAACCAGAGUUGUUCGAGACGAUAACAACCUGCAUGAUCCAUGGCCAAUGUGGAACACUCCACCAAAAAGCUCCAUGUAUCAAAGACGAUAAAUGCAACAAACAUUUCCCGAAGCUCUUUCUUAAUGAUACAUAUUUCGACAAACAGGGAUACGUACGUUACAAACGUAUGUCAGCUGCAUACCAUACUACUCAAUAUGGACAGGUUAUCGACAAUGGAUAUGUCGUCCCCUACAACAAAAGACUUUGUUCACGGUUCCGUGCACAUAUCAACGUCGAGUACUGCGGCUGGAGUAUGAUGAUUAAGUAUCUUUUUAAAUACAUUUCCAAAGGAGCGGACCGUGUGAGAUACACUAUCCAAAAGGCGGAAUCUCUCACCGAAUCAUCUGAUGCAACAUUGACUGCUGGUCAUAACAGUAUGCAAACUGAAGACGUUCAUCCUAUAAACGAGGUCCAUAAUUUUUUGGAUGGAUGCUAUAUAUGCCCACACGAGGCGGCAUGA